Molecule: messenger RNA, 2345 nt
Organism: Pangasianodon hypophthalmus (striped catfish)
Lineage: Eukaryota; Metazoa; Chordata; Actinopteri; Siluriformes; Pangasiidae
Exons: 1
Coding region: 729-1556 (275 amino acids)
Source: RefSeq, a predicted model, not a curated record
GGAUCACUGGGCUCGUGAAGGCUGAACAGGACUAUAGUUUGGUUGACAGAGCAGUAAAAGCAGUCGCUUUAUCGUCGGUGGUUUCCCCCAAUUUAUGCGUUAGAUCUUAAGGCAGUAUUAUAUGUUAUAUAAUAUAAUAUUUAAUAUAAUAUAAUAUUUAAUUAUAAUGCGCCAGUGAGCACGUUAUUGCCAUUGCAAUUUAUCUUAUGGCUUAAAUAACACAUAUUUGAUUUAUCCAUAAUAAAAGACCACUUAAGCCAAACAUUAAGUGUACACAGUUUCAUGACCAGAUGUAGCCAGAUCAGCAAAACAAAAAAAUCUGUUCUUUAAUCCUGCAGUGGGUCUGGAGGCUAACAGCCCCAGGUCAGCAGUGUGAAGGCUGUAACCCUCACACUCCUGCAGCGCAGCACAGCCUCCCGGCUCAACAAGCACAACCCCAUGAGUAUAAACACUUCCAUUACAAAACACCCAUAUCAAAUGCACAAGUCUAACAGGAAUGGCAUCAUCAUCGCAGUCACUUUCUAACCAUUUCCUGCUCGACUCUGGGCUCCUGAGUCUGACGCUCGGGCGAAGAGAUACCAAACUAUUUGCUGAGAAAGAGCCUUCACCAUCCCAGCCUUCACCAUGCCAGCCUUCACCAUGCCAGCCUUCACCAUGCCAGCCUUCACCAUCCCAGUCUUCACCAUCCCAGCCUUCACCAUCCCAGUCUUCACCAUCCAGCCUUCACCAUGCCAGCCUUCACCAUGCCAAUCUUCACCAUCCCAGCCUUCACCAUGCAGCCUUCACCAUCCCAGCCUUCACCAUGCCAAUCUUCACCAUCCCAGCCUUCACCAUGCCAGCCUUCACCAUCCCAGCCUUCACCAUCCCAGUCUUCACCAUCCAGCCUUCACCAUCCCAGCCUUCACCAUGCCAAUCUUCACCAUGCCAGCCUUCACCAUCCCAGCCUUCACCAUGCCAGCCUUCACCAUGCCAGUCUUCACCAUCCCAGCCUUCACCAUGCCAGCCUUCACCAUCCCAGCCUUCACCAUCCCAGUCUUCACCAUCCAGCCUUCACCAUCCCAGCCUUCACCAUGCCAAUCUUCACCAUGCCAGCCUUCACCAUCCCAGCCUUCACCAUGCCAAUCUUCACCAUCCCAGCCUUCACCAUCCCAGUCUUCACCAUCCAGCCUUCACCAUGCCAGCCUUCACCAUCCCAGCCUUCACCAUCCCAAUCUUCACCAUGCCAGUCUUCACCAUCCCAGUCUUCACCAUCCCAGUCUUCACCAUGCCAGCCUUCACCAUGCCAGCCUUCACCAUCCCAAUCUUCCCCAUCCCAGCCUUCACCAUGCCAGUCUUCACCAUGCAGCCUUCACCAUCCCAAUCUUCACCAUCCCAGCCUUCACCAUGCCAGCCUUCACCAUGCCAGCCUUCACCAUGCCAGUCUUCACCAUGCCAGCCUUCACCAUGCCAGCCUUCACCAUGCCAGUCUUCACCAUCCCAGUCUUCACCAUGCAGCCUUCACCAUCCCAGCCUUCACCAUGCCAAUCUUCACCAUGCCAGCCUUCGCAGCGAUGUGAUGCAACAAAGCACCCAGAAGUUAUACGUUUCCGAUGAGCUGGUGGUUUACGGUGACCGGAGGCCAAGCUACCACUGCUGCACAAAUUGGGUGGGCAAGUGAGAUGAAGAAGUUGCACAGUUGAACGUUUUGUAAAUGAGAGGUGAUAUGAUGUGGCGACUCCAUAUGGCAAAAAGGGACAGGGAUUACAAGGUGAACACGCAUGAACAGCACCACAACGUCGUAAUUACAACCAGACAAAUUUUUCUAUAAGCCCUGACUUUCCGAGUUAGGGCUGUGUCUUUAACAAAAAGUCAGGGUGGCCCCCAAUAUUCAAUCUACUGCAGAGCGAAAGACUGAACUGGUAAUUAUGCGCGUUACCUGUUCAGUUCUUUAUUUUCUUUCAGCAGGGCAAAAUAAACUUCUCAUAUGCAUGAACCUCUGAGGAGGACUUGAAGGCAACGUUAUUCGCAGCUCCUGAACCAGCUGUAAUCAUAAAUCACUGGAGAGGCGUACGCAGCUGGGGCCACAGUGGAGGACACACACAAAAAAAAAAAAGAAAAAGAAAAGAAAUUUAAUGAUCAUGCGGCUGGACUGUGAACAUUAGCAAAAAUUAAUAAAAUUUUACAAAAACUGCAGCCUUAAAGUUUGUCACUAAUUGAAGUGGAAUCAGCUUGCACCUGAUGUUAGCCUGCAGUGAUUCAGUUCGUGGACUGAGUGGUGUGAAAUCAGCUACUCUGAAAAUAAAGUGAAAAUAUGUCAGUGGUGCGCAAAAAGAAGAAAUAGAAAUUUCUUUUCCCACGCAUUGCGG